Messenger RNA from Pseudogymnoascus verrucosus, 2703 nucleotides. RefSeq lists its product as uncharacterized. Gene Ontology annotation, molecular function: zinc ion binding; RNA polymerase II cis-regulatory region sequence-specific DNA binding; DNA-binding transcription factor activity, RNA polymerase II-specific. Gene Ontology annotation, cellular component: nucleus. The transcript has 6 exons. Gene Ontology annotation, biological process: DNA-templated transcription; positive regulation of transcription from RNA polymerase II promoter by galactose. The coding region runs from base 149 to 2137 and encodes 662 amino acids. NCBI's taxonomy places the organism in Eukaryota, Fungi, Ascomycota, Leotiomycetes, Thelebolales, Thelebolaceae. The record is from RefSeq and is a predicted model, not a curated record.
CUUCUGUUGCGAGUCAGUGUACAUUUAUAAUAAACCCUAUGCUAGAUCUAAUUGUCAUCUAGCUAGCUGGGUUCCACGUUCAUUCCGCUGUAAAUCGAUGGGCGAUCUGACAUUCUUACCCAUAUCAGUUUUCUAAAAGACAAUAACUAUGCUGCCUCAAAAGCGUCGCAAGAUUCUACUUGCUUGCAGCCAGUGUCGAAAUCGUAAGACGCGUUGUAAUGGGGAUCGACCAAUCUGCAGAUCUUGUCAAGAAAGAGGAUUGAAGUGUCAGUACGAACAAAGCUUGCCAAAGUCGUCUUCGUCAAUUUCCGAGAUAGAAGGCCGCUUGAGGUUACUUGAGCAGAGCCGAACCAGCUCAGAACGUCCAGACAGCUUUGAAGCAUCCCAGUGCUCCUCAAACCCACUGGCUAAUGCUUUGCACGAGUUGCGUGAUGAGCAUGUAGAAGUUAAGCAGCUAGGACAAGAAACAAUUCUUGUUGACCAGUCAAUUCACGGAUCUUCCUCCAAUGAUUCUUUUAUCAACCAAGUCACCGCUGUCAUGGACACAGCAAAUAAGGCUCAGCAAGAGUGGCCAAAUACCGCACAAUCUCGGGGUGCAGAAAGCUCCCUACCCCUCCAGUCUCGCAUCGCUCCGGAACUGAAUUUUCCAUUUCCGAGUCCAGAAGAUUCGGUCGCGUUGAUGGAAUGCUUCUGGGACAACAUCCAACCUAUAUUUCCAAUCCUGCAUCGUCCAAGCGUCCAGCGCUCAUACAGCCUUAUUUGCCAACCUUGUGAAGCUGAUGUGGGGAGAGAUGUACUUGAAAGGGAUCUCCUUCAAGCAACCUUGAACAUUAUAUUCGCCCUUGGCUGUCAAUAUGACAACCACCUCCCUUUUGAGCAGCGCACUACUUCUGCGGCUGAAUUCUACGAAAGGUCUCGCACCUUUUUUUCUCUAGAUGCAAUAGACGUUCCGACCCAGUCACACGUCCAGCUGUUUCUCCUAACAGCAAUCUAUCUGCAUUCUACAGCAUAUGCCAAUCGGUGCUGGGACAUGGUCGGUGCUGGGCUCCGACUUGCUCAAAGUCUUGGCCUACACCAAGAGAACAAUUUUCUUCAUAGCAAUGAAUCUCAACUGAAACGAGAAAUGCGGCGUAGGAUCUGGUAUUGCUGCGUCAUCCUUGAUAAAAUGACAGCGACGACUUUUGGACGGCCUGUAACCCUAUCCAGAUUUUGGAAUGUCGAGCCGCCUCAAGCGAUUGACGAUGAAUUUCUCCAGCAUGUUGGUAAAGGCUGCCAGCCACCAGGUCUUCACUCCAAAAUGGAUGGAUUUGUGUACUCCAUAAGUCUUUUCGAUAUCCUCGACAACGUCUUAUCUACCAUCUAUUCUUCUUCGAAUGACAAAAUCGAACACCCCUCACAAGAGAAACCUCAUUUGACAUUCACGAAGAGACUGGUCAGCACAUUCACGCUGAACUCGCAACUUGACGACCUACUCAAGAACAUCCCAACACACUUGAAGUUGCAGGAGGAUUUCACAAAUAACGCUAGCCAGAUGAAGAGAUGUUUUCAGGUACAAACGAAGACCCUGAAUUGCAGGAUCCUGUAUGUCCGGCUUCUUAUCCUUAGACCUUGGCUUCUUGAGGGGGUUCACCCUGCAGGGGGGAAUAUUGUUUCAUCUAGAACAAUGAAUUCUUCAACGCUGGGCCAAAACACUACACAAGAGAUCAGAACUCUCUGUGUCUCCACGGCACAACUAAUCAUAGACACGCUGUACGAAGAUGAGUUGAACUCUAGCCAAAGUUCUAGCUGGCAUGCCGUCUACUUCUCAUAUGCAGCUGCUAGCAUCCUUUUGGCUGCGGCUAUACGUCCUGAUAGCAGUGUGGAUCUAGAAUCCGAACCUUACAAGGCCUCCUGGCGGAAGGCGAUUCACACCUUAAAGCACAAUAAAGUGCAACUCCACGCUUCAUUUCGGGCGGUCGAAGUGCUGGAGGGUUGUCGAGAAAGACUACGGUCUGCUAUGAAACUAACAGCAGAUUCAUUAAAUGGACAAGACGCUCUACCUCCGGGAGAAGUAGAAUUCGACUGGGCGGUGGAUAUGAAUUCGGAAAUUAGGGAACUGGAUCUACUCAGCCCCAAUUUCUUCCUAGACUCUUGGUAAAAAUCUGAAAAAUUAGGACCUACAUUCUAGUAAUACGGACUAUUAAGUCUAUCACUAGCUCCCUAACCGUCGCUUUUUUUUCUUAAUGAAUAUGCCUUCGAAAAUUUUGACCAAAGGUUAAAAUAAGGAGGUUCUUCGUUUGAUAAGAAGAGAGGCGGGCGCUUCAGCGAUACUUCGAUCCAGUCUUGGCGCUUUUCUGAACAUGGUUCCGUGGUCUCUUACAAAUCGGUGGAAAUAUAAUCUGUAUUGUUUCUUACAGAUCGGUGUAAAUAUAAUCUGUGCUUGGUGUGUUUUUUCUGUCCACUUAAUUCAACCCUCCUGUUUCUCAUAGUCUCACGUGUUAGCCCGGAUGGGUUGCUGCUGUCCGUGCGCUACACUUGAAACUUUGUCGAUUUCAUCCACCUUACACUUACACACUUAUGAAUGGAGGUGGAGCCACUAGUGAGCUGGUCUACUAGGUUAUUUCCACGCAUAUCAGCAUUAGCAAUCGAUACUGCCACUCACAGGUAGGAAGCUUAAAUAGACAAUAAUGAACAGUCCUAUUUAGUAAUGCAAAUUACAGGGAG